Molecule: messenger RNA, 1944 nt
Organism: Mesorhabditis spiculigera
Lineage: Eukaryota; Metazoa; Nematoda; Chromadorea; Rhabditida; Rhabditidae
Source: the annotation of a GenBank genome assembly
AUGUUUCCGGUUAUUCCUGACCUACUUUUGGUCUUUCAGAAAAGUGAGGCCAACGGAGGCAUACGCGCACGUAUCAAUCGGAAAGCGUUUGAAGAUAUUUCGCCGAUUGCCGAGCAGAUUCUGAACUCCGAGAUUACGAAGGCCAGGCUGCCGCCGAUUAGCCAGUGCAUUCCGCAGGCCGAUGGCUGCCUCCAAAUCUACAACAUCUUCGUCGCCAGAUACAAAUGCCCCACUUCGGUGAAAAUCCGUCCAGCCGAACCAAACGUGAUUAGGAUCUCGGUGAAGGGCCUGGAUAUUGGAGUGACCAGCAACCUGGGAGGCCGCUUCGUGAUCCUCAUGCCAAUCCAGUUGUUCGGCAUCGUGCAGGCCAAUUUGUUCCAUGUCUCUUUGAAGAAGCGCCUAUCGAAAAUCAUCCGCAAAAUGGCGCCCCCGAAAAUCUGCCAACAAUUGCCCCAGGUUAUCAACGAGAAGCUGAGCGGAAAAUUAUCAGCUAUCCCUCAAUCAAUUUCCGUCGGCCAGAUGGUGGACCUCUUUGGUAGCGCAUUGGGAUUAGAGGAAGGAGGCUCUGAGACGACUACGGCCAAUCAAACCCUGGAGUCAUUGGACGCGCAGAACUAUGAGAUCGAGAAGCAAGCCAUUGUUCGUGCACUAAUGGCCGCGAUGGAUUUGGUGGAUGGACCCGAGAAAAACGACCUCAACCGACUCCCCAGAGCCAGCAGAAAUUCGAUGGAGCCGGAGAGCUUUGGCGAGAUCCCGAAGGUCAGGAGAUCGUCUGGACUCUCUUCUGGACUCAAACGGAAACUACGUCAAUCUGACGACGAUGAUGACUCCUCAUCAUCAGCAACGCCAAGCGAUCCAAUGGCCCUCCUCAAGCAGUUCGCCUCCAAGCUUGAUUUUAAGAAACUCGAUGACGUCUCUGUCUCCCUCGGGCUGGUCAAAACCGAGGCCUCCAAGUGCGGAUUUGCCGUCGAUUUGGAUGGAGAAUUCUCGCAGAAUGCUGUUGGUGGUACUCCCUACACCCCAAUCCGUACUGACUUCCCGGAGCAGUGCGAUAGCCACCAAGCCGAGCUUAUCCUUUCGGACUAUUCGAUCAACACGCUGCUCUACAACCUGCAUCAAAAAGAUUUCCUCUCCGUGUCGCUUGGGCCUGAUACCCCCGUUAUUGGAGCUCUGUUGAAGGAUUGUACUUCGGAUGAUGAGGACGACGAUGAGGAUGAGGAUAAUGACGUUCAGCUUGAUGAUGAAGACGAAGACGAGGAUAAGGAGCUCAAGAAGAAAAAACGCCAUGUACGUCAUCACAAAAAGUCGGCCAAGCGCCAUACGAAGAGAUCAACUCGCCGAGCCGCUUUGCUAAAGGCUGUCAAGCUGCAGAGGGAUCGCAGGCAAAUCGACCUCUCCUCCCUCUCCGAGCUGGGCUUCUGUUUUGGAGCACUGCCCGGAAUCAAGGAGAAAUACGCCGGAAAGACUUUGAGUCUGACAAUCCAUACCAAUGAGGUGCCAAAACUGGAGAUCACCGGAGGAGAGGGAAAAGCGGAAGUCGGGGUUGACGUCGAUAUCUAUUUGAAUGGAACGCAGACCAAAAUCGCAACGAUUGUCAUCCACAUGAAAGCUUCCGUCAAGGCUACCCUGAAAGACGGAACAUUGAAGGGAUCGUUGGAAAUUGAUGAUCUUAAGAUUAACGACAAAGACGGCUCUACCGGCUUCCCGCAAGACGCUUUUGACAAUAUCAGCAGUCUGGCGAAGGACAUGUUAGGAAAGGUUGCCAGCGAGGCUCUAGAAAAGGGCAUUCCGGUCGAAAUCCCGAAGAUUCCAAGCCUGCCUAUCGAAAUUGUGAAUCCGGAGGCUCACUUCAUCGAGCACGGUCUCUACAUCGCCACCGACAUCACGACCGGACCGGAAGCCCUGGGGCUUCUUGGCGUUUCCCUGGACUCUGGGGCUCAAUGC